This is a messenger RNA of Sphenostylis stenocarpa, 843 nucleotides long. The record is from the annotation of a GenBank genome assembly. NCBI's taxonomy places the organism in Eukaryota, Viridiplantae, Streptophyta, Magnoliopsida, Fabales, Fabaceae.
AUGGAAGAAGGAUUUCUCAAUGGAACAAUGCAAGACAGCCAGAAAGAGGAAACACAAUCCUUGAAUGAAGAUACGGAGGUGGCUGUUGAAGUUGAUGAUUCCCAAGAUGGUGAUAUUGUCAUCACUGAUGAAGAGAAGGCACAACAAAGUGAGGAGAGUAAGGAGUUGGUUGAGUCAAGCAAAGUUGAAGAGACACAUAAAGAUGUUUCUGAAUCAGUUGCUGAGACUUUUGAGGCUGAUGCUGUGAAAGAUGCUCAAAUUGAGAAUACAGUGGAAUCAGAUACUGUUAAGUUGGAAUUUCAUGAAGAUUUUGAAUCCGAUCCAGAUGGGGUCAAGGAAACAGAUUUGCCUCCUUCAGUUUCAGGAAAUGAGGGAUUGAGAGAAACUGAAGUGGUUGAAACAACAAUUGUCAAGGACAUGACGGUUGAAGAAGAGGAGAAGAAUGCUGUGUCUCAUGCUGUAUCAGAAAAGUUACUUGGGGAGGGUGAGGAAGCAAAUGAAGUUUGCGGUGAUUCUUCUUUGACUCUAGCUGAUGUGGCUUCAGAGGAAACUGUGGAGACAAGUGUUCCAAAAUCAGAUGAGAGUGGCAAGGUUGCUCCAACCAUGAUUGAGAAAUCAUUGGAUUUGAACCAACCUUUGGAUGAGAAAGUAGAGGAACCAUCAGGUACUCUAGAAGAGUCAUCCUAUGAAAGUGCCAAGGAGUCUUUUCAACCAUCACCUAGUGUUGUUCCUGAUGCUGAAACCAAUGAAAAUCCGACCAUAGUCCCUGUGACUCAAAGGGAAACCAGUUCUUGGAAAAGUUGCUGCGGACUCAUUGAGAUUAUGACGGGUGGUGAUAGAUAA